Messenger RNA from Dipodomys ordii (Ord's kangaroo rat), 3424 nucleotides. RefSeq names its product ring finger protein (C3H2C3 type) 6 (gene Rnf6). The coding region runs from base 373 to 2424 and encodes 683 amino acids. Gene Ontology annotation, cellular component: nucleoplasm; cytoplasm. NCBI's taxonomy places the organism in Eukaryota, Metazoa, Chordata, Mammalia, Rodentia, Heteromyidae. The transcript is spliced from 5 exons. The record is from RefSeq and is a predicted model, not a curated record. Gene Ontology annotation, molecular function: ubiquitin protein ligase activity. Gene Ontology annotation, biological process: protein ubiquitination; ubiquitin-dependent protein catabolic process; positive regulation of DNA-templated transcription.
CAGACCCCGCAGCCCAGCGGCCUCCCUCCGCGCGGCCUGGUGGAGGGAGCUUACGGUCCGGGACCUGCCGUUCUGCUGCCUAGCUUCCCCUCGGCCUCGGCGACCCCACACUGCAGCAGGGCCCGCUUCAAGGACACCACGGGCCCCUCAAGGCGCGGCGGACACCCUGUCCGGCCGCCCCACCACAGCCUCCGGCGGGCGGAGAGGACAACCGCCCACGGCCUCCUCGUAUUUUUCCGGGCUGGAGGCGGGUCGGACGGUUCCAGUGGAGAUGGGCAGCUCUCAAAAAAGGCACAAACAACUGAAGGAUGGAUACGAUUUCAUAUGUUAAGGACAUGUUGAAAGGAAAAUAAGGAAUCCCAGAGCCUCAGUAUGAAUCAGUCUAGACCUAGAUCUGAUGGUGGUGGCGAAGAAACUUCAUCUCAAGAACAAAAUCAUCGUGAAAAUGAGAGAAGAUGGCAGCAAGAGCGUCUCCACAGAGAAGAAGCCUAUUAUCAGUUUAUUAAUGAACUGAAUGAUGAAGAUUAUCGGCUAAUGAGAGACCAUAAUCUUUUAGGCACCCCUGGAGAAAUAACAUCAGAAGAACUACAACAACGGCUAGAUACAGUGAAGGAACAAUUAGCAUCUCAGCCUGACUUGAGAAAUGGGACAAAUAAUAGAGAUUCAGAAAUUCUGAGUGAAAGUUCAAAUGAAGAUUCUUUGAUGGAAUGGUUGAACACCUUUCGUCGCACAGGAAAUGCUACACGAAGUGGACAAAAUGGGAACCAAACUUGGAGAGCUGUGAGUCGAGCAAACCCAAAUAGCGGAGAGUUUCGGUUUAGUUUGGAAAUCCACAUAAAUCAUGAGAAUAGAGGAUUUGAAGUUCCUAGAGAAGAUUACAUGGACAUUCCAUUGUCAGAUAUUAGCAGAGAUCAUACUAGAAAUAGGCAACAAAGAUCAACUAGUCCUGUGGCUAGGCGAACAAGAAGCCAAACCUCAAUGAAUUCCAGUGGUAGUCGUCCUAAUCGUCCAAGGACUGGGACGAUUGGUUCAAGAGGGCAGAAUUUGGUUGAAGGAUCAUCCUCAACACUGGGAAGGUCAAGAAAUGGCAUUGGGGGAGCAGUUAACAUUCCUAGAACUAGUUCUCCUAGCACUAAUUUUAGUACUCACACAAACCAAUCAGGUAGUGAACUCAGGCAGAGGGAGGGGCAGCGAUUUGGAGCAGCACAUGUUUGGGAAAAUGGGGCUAGAAGUAAUGUUACAGUGAGGAAUACAAACCAAAGAUUAGAGCCAAUAAGAUUACGGUCUACUUUCAGUAGUCGAAGCCGUUCACCAAUUCAUAGGCAGAGUGGCACUGUUGAUUCCAAUUCCCAAAGGGAAAGCAGACCUUUGCAACAAACCAUUAGAAGGUCUAUUAGGAGGAGACGUAUAACUCAGGUUUUUUUAGAACAGGAUAGGGGACGCCAAGGAACUACACAUGCCCCAUUCUCCAAUUCAAGACUUGUGUCAAGAAUAACAGUAGAAGAAGGAGAAGAAUCUAGCAGAUCAUUAGCUGCUAUACGACGACAUCCAACAAUCACACUGGAUCUUCAAGUGAGAAGGAUUCGUCCUGGAGAAAAUAGAGAUCGGGAUAGUAUUGCAAAUAGAACCCGAUCCAGAGUAGGGCUAGCAGAAAAUACAGUCACUGUUGAAAGCAAUAGUGGGGGUUUUCGACGAACUAUUUCCCGUUUAGAACGGUCAGGCAUUCGAACCUAUGUUAGCACUAUAACAGUGCCCCUUCGGAGGGUUUCUGAGAAUGAGCUUGUUGAGCCAUCCUCAGUGGCUCUUCGGUCAAUUUUAAGGCAGAUCAUGACUGGGUUUGGAGAACUAAGUUCUCUAAUGGAGGCUGAGUCUGAGUCAGAGAUUCAGAGAAAUGGUCAGUAUUUGCCAGAUAUGCACUCAGAACUGAGUAACAACUUAGGUUCAGGUCAUGACAGCAGCCAGCGUAGUGUAGGUUCCUCACGAGAUAGGCGAGGCCAAGUAGGCAGCACUGAAUUGUCAGGUGAAAAUGAGACCACCCAACCACUGGCUCGAAACAGUGACAACAGAGGUAGCAGGCAGUUGGAAAAUUCAAACAAUUUAGUUGAGACUGGAACCUUACCUAUUCUUCGCCUUGCUCACUUCUUUUUACUAAAUGAGGGUGAUGAUGAACCAAUACGUGGUUUAACCAAAGAGCAGAUUGACAAUCUUUCAACCCGGAACUAUGAGCACAAUGGUAUUGAUAGUGAAUUAGGUAAAAUCUGUAGUGUUUGUAUUAGUGACUACGUAACUGGAAACAAACUCAGGCAAUUACCUUGUAUGCAUGAAUUUCAUAUCCACUGUAUUGACCGAUGGCUCUCAGAGAAUUGUACUUGUCCAGUCUGUCGGCAGCCUGUUCUAGGAUCAGGGGUAGCAAACAAUGGAUGAAGUGAUGUGCUCUAUUCAAAUACUGUAUUUUAGUACAGCUGAGUAUUCAAGCAUUCUUUUGUUGAGUUAUCUGUGAUGAGUUAACUAGGAUGAAAAAUAACAUUAUAGUUUGAUCUAUUUUUUGUGUGCCUUUUUAACUUGUUAAAAAGAGAACAUUUCUAUAAAAUUUAAAAUGCAAAUGUUCGAUUAUCCAAAAGUACAUAGUAGUUAAUAUUGCUAGAACCAAAUAACUUUCAAAAUGUUUUUAUUUUGGUAAUUUUGUCAUGCUAAGCACUUUUGUAUCUGCACAAUUCUGUAAGUUCAAAAAUCAAUCUUCUUUUUCUUAAUAUUUCUGCAGACUUUACUUGAAUUUUCAAGUUUCAUAGGCUUAGUGGUGUCUAAGUCUGAACGAAUGUUUGGCUGAAUGUUUGCUAAAUAUAUUCAAGUUACUUGAAGUGAUAAUUUAACAUGCAGCAUACUAUAUGUGUAUAUAUAGAUAUAUAAUUUUAAGGUUAAAUAUACAGUCUAGAAAGUACAAGUUUGAUUCUUAUUUAAGCUUUUGGGAAAAUACUGCAUAUGGCACAGCAUUUAAUGUUGACAAAGUCAUUUCUGAGAGAAAGUAGAAUAAGAUAUAAUCUUAAGCUAGAGAUAAUUUACUGAAGCGUCUCUGACAAUCUGAGUUUUUAGGUAGCAAGCAUACAUAAUACUGAAUAAGUAUUUCUUUAUUCAGAAAUGGAACAUGGAAAAUUUAGGACAUAAAGGUUAUAAGUUCAGCCUUAUUGUGACUUUUUGGAAGUGCAAGCAGUUCUUUGGAUUAAGUAAGGUAUAUAAUAUGCAUGGUGUCUCAAAAUGAAUUUUUCAACCUAAAAAAAGUCUAUAAAGAACCAAAUACAUAGAUAAUGUAUUAAGUUCACUUGGAGGCCAAAAGAAAAAAACUCCAAAGAAAACAAAAGACAAAGCUUUAAGAGAAUGUAGAAUUUAUAUAAACACAAAGUAUGCAUUAAAGAUCCAUUUCUAACAA